AUGUCGAAGCAACCACCUGGACCGACCCUGAUUCAAGUCCCCAACCUAUUCUCGAUAGUCGAACCUGGUGUUUACAGAUGUGCGAGUCCGACUGCAGCUCAGAUACCGUUUUUAUCAUCUCUGAAUCUUCGAACGAUAGUGUCUCUCACACCUGAACAUCCUAUCAAACCGUUAUUGACGUUUAUGAGAACAUCCGGUAUAGACUUUAUCCAUCUAGGAUUGACAUUAUGGCGACCUCCUGGAACAGAAUGGAAACCCGUACGAGAUGAAGUUAUCAAGGUUACGUUAGAGAAAUAUAUACUAGAUACUCGUGCGCAUUCCAUACUGCUUAUUGAUCCUAUCGGAGUACAUCAGACAGGAUGUGUGGUUGGUGCGUUGAGGGUGAUGCAGGGAUGGAACUUCGCUUCUACGCUUGUCGAGUACCGGGCUCAUGCGGGUAGUAAACAUAGAUAUGCGGAUGAGCAGUAUAUAGAGCUAUUUGACCCAGACCUGGUGAACCUUCCACCCCCUCAAUAUAGGCCAUUAUGGUGGAUACCUUCCUCAACAAUAGACGAUGAAUCAUCAGCAGAAGAAGGAGAAGAAGAAUCUCAAACUGUCAAUCGAGAAGUGAACGGCAUAGUACCUGGUCAAGAAGGCGUCAAGCCAGAUGAACCGGACGAAGUUGUUGUACAAUAG
This is a messenger RNA of Kwoniella botswanensis, 675 nucleotides long. RefSeq lists its product as uncharacterized. The coding region runs from base 1 to 675 and encodes 224 amino acids. Lineage: Eukaryota; Fungi; Basidiomycota; Tremellomycetes; Tremellales; Cryptococcaceae. The transcript has 6 exons. Gene Ontology annotation, molecular function: phosphatase activity. The record is from RefSeq and is a predicted model, not a curated record.